CUAAUCACUCUAGACUCUAGAACGGUAAAGUAGUCUGCUAUUUUUAUUGAGAAUGAAUAGGUGAUUUUUCUGAUUUCCGUACGGUCAGUAACUUAUGAAAGGUUCCAAUUUCAGUGUUGAAUUUCAUGAAAAUAUUUGUCAUACAGCUUCAUUCAGACUAAAAAAUUGAAUUUCAGCCUUGGAAUCCAGUAAACACAUGCAAACAUGGGUUUCAAAAACAAAUUUAUCACAAUACUAUUAUCCAUGGUGAUGGUAACCAGUUCGAAUGCUGGCAACAUCUUGUGCAUCAUAGUUUUCCCUGCAUACAGUCAUCAACAACCUCUGCUAGCCCUUUCAGAAAAACUCGCCAGAAGGGGACAUAAUCUCACUGUGCUGACCACUGAUCCACCCAAGAAACCAAUUCCCAACUACACUUACAUAGACAUGUCUAGUGCUUACAAAAAUCUCAAGGAGAUGGAUGAGAAGUUUGGUUUCAACCUUCAACGAGAAAUGUCAGCAGCCGAAAUCUUCAAGAAACUACCUCAGGUUUUCUCAGAACUUUGUGAUUAUGAGUUGGGCCUUCCUCAAGUUCAAGCAUUCAUUGGUAAAGCAGCCUCUAUGAAGUUCGACGCUGUGUUGAUAGAGAACCAAUACUACAGCAGCUUCCAUGGACUGACUCACAAACUGGGUUCUCCGCCGGUGAUCGGAGUGCACACAUUCGUGCCGUGGUCGGCCCUCGACGAGUUCAUGGGAGUCAAAGUGAACCCUUCCUACAUGCCUCACAUCUUCUCUCAUCAUAGCGACUCGAUGACCUUCCUUGAAAGAUGUUUCAACACGUUUUUGUACUGGUAUAAUUGGUAUCUGGUCGAGUACGAGCUGUUCCCUUAUCAAGAGGCCAUUCUCAAGAAAUACUUUGGGACGAACACACCAUCAGCGAGGGAAAUGGAGUUCAACAAGAGCUUGUUGCUGGUACCAGCUGAUCUGUCCGUCGCUUACCCAAUGAGUAUUCCUCCGAACUAUGUCAGAACGGGAACGUUCCACAUUCAACCUUCUCCUGAGCCUCUUUUAAAGGAUUUGAAACAAUGGAUUGACGCAGCUGAACAAGGCAUUGUCUACUUCAGUCUGGGAAGUAACAUGCAGGGAACUUCUGUUCCUCGAGAAAAACGGGAAAUAUUUUUCAAAACCAUCAGGAGAUUUCCGAAGAUAAGAUUCUUUUGGAAAUAUGAAGCUGAGUCUCCACUAUCAAAUGUGCCUUCAAACUUGUUGAUUAGAAAAUGGUUCCCGCAACAGAGUAUUCUAGUUCACCCGAAAUGCCGGAUUUUCAUCUCGCAAGGCGGCCUGCAGAGCACGGAGGAGGCGAUCUAUUACGCUGUGCCACUUCUGGUCAUACCCUUAUUUGCUGAUCAGCCACAUCAGGCUGCUAAAAUAGAGAAGGAGGGAGCCGGUCUGUCUCUCUUGCUUAGCAGAUUGACGGAGGACAAUUUUUAUGACGUCAUAAGCAGCAUGCUCACUGACCCAAAGUUCAAAUCAAACAUGAACAGACUAUCGUCGUUAUCGAAAGAUCAGAUGGUUCCCGCCCUGGAUGAGGCGGCCUGGUGGGUGGAGUACGUCAUAAGGCACAAGGGAGCCAGGCAUUUGCGGCCACAAAAUCUCAACAUGAACUGGAUCCAAGUGCAGCUCGUCGAUGUGUAUGGUGCAAUUGUCGCUGCCGCACUAUUCGUUCUCUACAUAAUUUACAAACUCAUCAAGAGCAUUGUUGCCCUUAUUCCUUUGGGCAAGAGUAAGAAAGGGAAGAAAGCGAAGAGUAAAAGAUCGUAAAUCUACAGAUUCGAUUUGUAUCGUUAUCAGUUUAAUAAAUAGCCUCAAGAAUAGUGGCCUAAUAAUUUUGCAUGAAGUUUCUUGACUAUUCCAUCCUCACCUAAGAAGAUUUGAGCUGACUUACUAAUGGCGAUUUUUCC
Molecule: messenger RNA, 1937 nt
Organism: Nilaparvata lugens (brown planthopper)
Lineage: Eukaryota; Metazoa; Arthropoda; Insecta; Hemiptera; Delphacidae
Product: UDP-glucosyltransferase 2-like
Exons: 7
Coding region: 205-1797 (530 amino acids)
Molecular function (GO): UDP-glycosyltransferase activity
Source: RefSeq, a predicted model, not a curated record